AUGGAGGAUGCUGAUAUUUAUGAUGAGUUUGGUAAUAUCAUCGGUGAUCCGCUAGAUUCAGAUGCUGAUUCAGAUUCUGUGGAUAAUGAGAUAAAUGAUGAUGAACACCAUGAGAAUAACGUAGUUGGUGAGCACGACGAAAACUCAAAUAACGGAGCACUAAUACGACACAAUGGUGAAGAUAAUGGUGGCAAUCUUACACUUAGACAAACGUAUGGGACAGAUGUUGAAACUAUUUUGGUAAGACCUUAUGAAAGUAUAAGUAAUGAACCGGUAUUAGAACCGAUAAAAGACAAAAGGAUGAAAGUUGAGUUCACGGAAAAUGAAGACAGUAUUCAAGAAAAGCUUCCUCAGCUCACAUAUUCUAGAGAUUACAUGAUUUCAUUGAUGAACAGUUUGCCAGAAAGGAUAAGAAACGUAGCAGUGGUAGGUAAUCUUCAUUCUGGAAAGACUUCGUUCAUUGAUACGUUAAUUCUUCAGACGCAUCCAUCGAUUUUGUCGAAUUUUAAGGCAAAACAGGAAAAAGAAUUAAGGUUUUUGGAUAACCAUAAGCUAGAGAUUGAGCGAGGCAUCACCAUUAAGUCAAGUCCUAUUACAUUACUUUUACCUGAUUUCAAUGAUAAGUCUUAUAUUUUGAAUGUUGUUGAUACUCCGGGGCACGUAGACUUUCAUGAUGAGGUAUCGUCUGCUUUAAUGGCUUCUGAUGGAGUGUUUCUUGUGAUCGAUGUCGUGGAAGGUUUAACACCAAGGGACAAAUCUAUCAUUAAUGAAGUCUUGAAGAAUAAUUUACCACUUACAGUUGUUUUUAAUAAAUUGGAUCGACUCAUAUUAGAGCUUCAACUUCCUCCAUCUGAUUUCUACUACAAACUCAAAUAUGAACUUGAUGAUAUAAAUUCUUUUAUUGAAUCAAAUGAAUAUGCCAUGCCAUACACUCAUCAGAAAAUAAUCUCCCCUACAAGGGGCAACGUCAUAUUUGCAUUUUCGAAGAUGGAAUUCAGCUUCACGUUAAUUAGCUUUGCUAAGUUGUAUUCUGAUAAUGGUUUUUUUGAGGGUAUAGAUAUCCACGAUUUCAGUAAGAGAUUAUGGGGCGAAUUCUACUUCGACCAGGAAUCGAACAAAUUAAUAAAGUCUUCAAAUAAUGGAAAUUUACGAAGAUCAUUUAUCCACUUCAUUGUGGAACCGCUUUACAAAAUAAUAUCCUACACUUUGACUGCUAAUAAUUCCGGAGAGAAGUUAAAUUCUUUGUUAUGGCAAAAUUUUAAAGUACUACUCCUGAAACGGGAUCUUAAAUUAGAUUCUCGUGAACUAUUGAACAAUGCUGUCAAGAAAAUAUUUCCAGACUGUGGUGGUCUCGUCGAUGUUGCUCUGAAAAAUAUAUUCUCGCCUAUUGAUACCGCUGAUAGCAAGUGUGAAGUUUUGUACGGACUUCGAAUAGGAGAGAAUUCCGAUGAUUCCCUUAUUGCUACCAUUCUUAAAUCAAUUGAGUCAUCUGAUGGUCUGAAAUUUUAUUCACUCGUGAGAGUGAUCCAAGGUAAGCUAAAAUCUGGAGAUACAGUCAAGGUACUAGGAGACAAUUUCGAUAACGAUGCUGAGGAUUUUAAAGAUGAAUCCAUAGAGAACAUUUAUAUUUCAGGGGGUCGAUACAAAUUCCCCGUCAAGGAGGCGGGACCAGGAUCUUUGGUGCUUGUAUCUGGAAUAGGAUCUAUUGUUAACAAAAGUGCUGCGAUUUUCAGCCCUUCUUCCAAAGUUCUAAAACAGUUAAAAUCUCCUAAUUAUUCUGAAAAAUCAGUAUUCAAGUGCGCCAUUGAACCUGCAAAUCCGUCGGACCUACCCAAAAUGCUGGCUUCUCUCAGGAAAGUCAAAAAAUCGUAUUUGGCAUCUGAGAUCAAAGUUGAAGAAAGUGGUGAGCACGUUAUUUUGGCACCAGGGGAGCUAUAUCUAGAUUGUGUGCUUUGUGAUUUAAGAAAUUUUUUCUCCGACAACUUGGAGAUAAAGGUUAGUGAUCCUAUGACAAAGUUUAGCGAAACAUGUCUUGAUAUUUCAGUUACCAAGAUACCGACAAAGUCAAACGACAACGUAAUAUCAAUCAUAGCCCAGCCGGUUUCUGACUUGAAUCUUAGUCAUGCGAUAGAGGCCAGAACAAUUGAUUUGUCACAACCCAUAAAAACUACAUCUAAAUUGUUAAGACGAGAUUUUGGCUGGGAUGCUUUGGCUGCAAGAUCAGUAUGGUGUUUUGGGCCAGACGAUUUAAAGCUUCCAAGUAUUCUAUUAGAUGACACCUUGGAAGCUGAAACUGAUAAAAAAUUGCUAUAUUCAGUCAAAGACCUGGUUACUUUAGGAUUUAAAUGGAGUGUGAACGAGGGUCCCUUGUGUGAUGAACCAAUAAGAAAUACUAAAUUCAAAAUUUUGGAUGCUGUUAUAGGUGGUUCAGAAAUUCAAAGAAGCGGAACGCAAAUUAUACCGUUAAUGAGAAAGGCAUGCUACACUGGUUUUUUGACGGCUACCCCUCGUCUCUUGGAACCCAUAUACGCCGUAUAUGUUACUUGCAAGGGCCCGGCUAUUUCCGCCAUCUCGAAGUUAUUAGAUAGAAGGAGAGGCUUUGUCAUAAAAGAAGAACCCGUUCCUGGAACUCCCCUCUUUUCUAUUGAAGGAAGAUUACCAGUAAUUGAGUCAGUAGGAUUUGAAUCGGACGUGAGGUUGCGAACUCAGGGUCAGGCAAUGUGUCUCUUAGAUUUCGAAAAUUGGGAGGUGGUUCCUGGUGAUCCUUUGGAUAGAGAAUGUUAUUUACCUCCUUUAAAGCCAGUCCCCACUAAGUCGCUAGCACGAGACUUCGUUAUGAAGACAAGGAAAAGAAAAGGUUUGGCAGGCGAGCCAAGUCUUCAAAAGUACGUUGAGCCUGAGUUAUUCGAGAAAUUGAAGGCCAAUGGAUUAAUAGAUUAA
Priceomyces carsonii is the source of this 2940-nucleotide messenger RNA. It is a transcript of the gene SNU114, whose product is annotated as U5 snRNP GTPase. Gene Ontology annotation, cellular component: U2-type catalytic step 2 spliceosome; U4/U6 x U5 tri-snRNP complex; cytosol. Gene Ontology annotation, molecular function: U5 snRNA binding; GTP binding; GTPase activity. The coding region runs from base 1 to 2940 and encodes 979 amino acids. Lineage: Eukaryota; Fungi; Ascomycota; Pichiomycetes; Serinales; Debaryomycetaceae. The transcript has a single exon. The record is from RefSeq and is a predicted model, not a curated record. Gene Ontology annotation, biological process: mRNA splicing, via spliceosome.